Molecule: messenger RNA, 11699 nt
Organism: Drosophila sulfurigaster albostrigata
Lineage: Eukaryota; Metazoa; Arthropoda; Insecta; Diptera; Drosophilidae
Gene: LanA
Product: laminin subunit alpha
Exons: 17
Coding region: 215-11365 (3716 amino acids)
Biological process (GO): regulation of embryonic development; cell adhesion; axon guidance
Cellular component (GO): basement membrane
Molecular function (GO): signaling receptor binding
Source: RefSeq, a predicted model, not a curated record
GUUCAGUUGCUCGCGACGAGCCAUCCAGUGCGGUUGGAUGGGCUCUUGAAAAGGAAUACGAAGAAAAAAGAAUACAAAAGUGAAAAAUAAGAACAGUGGCAAAGAUAAGAAAGUGGAAUACAUAAGAACUGUGCGAACCGGAAGUGCACACAAUAAAAGGACUUUCAUUGUCAGUGCGUGAGCGUGCGUGCGAAAGAGAGAGUGAGAGUGCACAAUGGGGCGGCUUGUGGCCCCAUGCAGUGCAAUGGGCGUGGCCCUUGCAUUGUGUUUGAUUGUUGCGCUUUGUAAUGCUGAAUUGACGCCGCCAUAUUUCAAUUUGGCUACUGGCCGCAAGAUACAUGCAACUGCCACAUGUGGCGAGGACACCGAUGGACCCGAACUCUAUUGUAAAUUGGUCGGCGCAAAUACGGAAAAUGAAUACAACAAAUACUCGGUUAUCCAAGGACAGGUCUGCGAUCAUUGUGAUCCCAAAAUACCGGAUAAGAAUCAUCCGCCAGAGAACGCAAUUGACGGCACCGAAGCCUGGUGGCAGAGUCCUCCCUUGUCCCGAGGCAUGAAAUUCAACGAAGUCAAUUUAACCAUCAAUUUCGAACAGGAAUUCCAUGUCGCCUACUUGUUCAUUCGCAUGGGCAACUCGCCACGUCCGGGUCUCUGGACGCUGGAGAAGUCGAUGGAUUAUGGCAAGACCUGGAUGCCGUGGCAGCACUUUUCCGAUACGCCCGCUGAUUGUGAGACCUACUUUGGCAAGGACACCUACAAGCCAAUUACGAAGGACAACGAUGUCAUUUGCACCACAGAAUACUCGAAAAUUGUACCGCUGGAGAAUGGUGAAAUCCCUGUGAUGCUGCUCAAUGGACGUCCCUCGGCAACGAACUACUUCAACUCGACGGUGCUGCAGGAAUGGACUCGUGCCACAAAUGUGCGCAUUCGUUUGUUGCGUACCAAGAAUCUGUUGGGUCACUUGAUGUCGGUGGCACGGCAAGAUCCGACGGUCACACGUCGUUACUUCUACUCGAUCAAGGACAUUUCGAUCGGUGGUCGUUGCAUGUGCAACGGUCAUGCGGACACCUGCGACGUCAAGGAUCCUAGCAGCCCAGUGCGUAUUCUCGCCUGUCGUUGCCAGCAUCACACGUGUGGGAUUCAGUGCAACCAAUGUUGUCCUGGCUUCGAGCAGAAGAAAUGGCGUCAGAACACCAAUGCGCGUCCCUUCAACUGCGAACCCUGCAAUUGCCAUGGCCACAGCAACGAAUGCACUUACGAUGAGGAGGUCAACCGCAAGGGUUUGUCCCUGGACAUCCAUGGACACUACGAUGGUGGCGGCGUCUGCCAGAAUUGUCAGCACAACACCGAGGGCACAAACUGCAACAAGUGCAAGCCCAAGUUCUAUCGCCCACGUGGCAAAUACUGGAAUGAAACCGAUGUCUGCAGUCCUUGCAAUUGCGAUCUGUCAUAUUCGACGGGACACUGCGAGGAGGAGACGGGCAAGUGCGAGUGCCGUGCCGCCUUCCAGCCACCCAAUUGCGACUCCUGUGCCUAUGGUUACUACAACUAUCCGCAGUGCCGCGAAUGCGAGUGCUAUUUGAAUGGCACGAACGGCUACAACUGCGAGGCCAUCAAUGGCAUCUGUCCAUGUAAGAAGAACUUUGCUGGUGCCCUGUGCAAGAAGUGCGCCGAAUCGUACUAUGGCUUCCCCGAGUGCAAGGCUUGUCAGUGCAAUCAGCAGGGAUCGAUCAACAACGAUUGCGAUAUCGUCUCUGGCAAUUGCACGUGUCUCAGCAACUGGGGCGGCGCUCGUUGCGAACGUUGCAAGGAUGGUUACUACAACGAACCAACCUGCACAUAUUGCGACUGCGAUCAUGAAGGUACCGAGCCAGAGAUUUGCGACAAGCAGUCGGGUCAGUGCAUCUGUCGUGAAGGAUUUGGUGGACCGCGUUGUGAUCGCUGCUUACCAGGAUAUUACAAUUAUCCGUAUUGCAAGCCUUGCAAUUGCUCCACCACAGGCAGCUCUGCCAACACCUGUGACAACUCUGGCAAGUGCAGCUGUCUGCUUAACUAUUCUGGCAAGCUGUGUAACAUGUGCAGCGCAGGAUAUUACAACUAUCCCGAUUGCUUACCCUGCAACUGCGACGAACAUGGCUCCGAGGGCGUUACCUGCAAUGAGAACGGUUGCUUCUGCAAACCCAACUUUGAUGGUCGUCAGUGCGAGCGCUGCAAGGAAUCAUUCUACAACUUCCCCGCCUGCGAGGACUGUAACUGCGAUCCCGCUGGCGUCAUCGAUCAGUUUGCCGGUUGCGGUUCUGUGCCAGUGGGUGAACUCUGCAAGUGCAAGGAGCGUGUGACGGGCAGAAUUUGCAAUGAAUGCAAACCGCUCUAUUGGAAUUUGACCAUUAGCAAUGCCGAGGGUUGCCAGGAAUGUGAUUGCUUCAUUGAUGGCACCAUCUCCAGCUUGGACACCUGCGCCUCCAAAUCUGGCAAAUGUCACUGCAAACCUCACACAACCGGACGCAGCUGCAAUGAGUGUCGCGAUGGCACCUUCGAUUUGGAUGCCGCCUCGCUGUUUGGCUGCAAGGAUUGCGCUUGCGAUGUGGGCGGCUCGUGGAAUAGCGAAUGCGACAAGGUCACCGGUCAGUGCAAGUGCCAUCCACGCAUCAAUGGACGUGCCUGCACACAACCCUUGACCACUCAUUACUUCCCUACAUUGCAUCAGUUCCAAUACGAGUACGAGGAUGGUUUGCAGCCAUCGGGCGCUCAAGUGCGUUAUCAGUAUGACGAUAAGGUCUUUCCGGACUUUAGCAGCAAGGGUUAUGCCGUGUUCAAUGACAUUCAGAACGAAGUACGCAAUGAGUUGACAGUCUUCAAGUCCUCGCUGUACCGAAUUGUCAUUCGCUACAUGAAUCCCAAUGAUGUGAACGUCACGGCCAGCAUUCUGAUUCAGUCUGAGAAUCCCCUCGAGGUGGAUCAGAACGUCAAGGUGCUGUUGCGUCCCACAACGGAACCCGAAUUUGUCACCGUCGCCGGACCCCAGGGCAACAAACCCUCAGCUGUUGUGCUGGAUCCUUCGCCUUCACCCUACACCUUCAUCACCAGGGCCAACCAGAAUGUGAUGCUCGACUAUUUUGUGCUGUUGCCAGGUGCCUACUACGAGGCAUCGAUCCUCACACGCCAGAUUGCCAAUCCCUGUGAGCUGGGCAACAUGGAGUUGUGUCGCCACUACAAGUACGCUUCCGUUGAUGUCUUUGAACCGGCCACCGUGCCUUUCGUUGUGGAUAGCGAUGGUAAACCGAGCAAGCCCACAGAGUUCUAUACCGACUCCGAGCAUCUGCAGAUCACUGCACAUACGGGAGACAUUCCAGUGUUGAGCCACAAGCAGAAGGAACUCAACUAUAUUGUGGAUGUGCCACGUAGUGGUCGCUACAUCUUGGUGAUCGAUUACAUUAGUCAUCGCAAUUUCGCGGUGCCCUACGAUAUCGAGUUGCGCGUGGGCAAGGAUGAGAACUCGCUGUCCUCAGUGUAUCUUUAUCCCUGUCUCUAUUCGACCGUCUGCCGUACGCCCAUUAAUGACGAUGGACGCGAAAAAUCAUUCUACAUUAACAAGGAUGAUUUGAUGCCAGUGACGCUCUUCACGGAGGACGACGACGAAUUCCGUGCGCCCAUCAUUUCAGUGACUGCUAUUCCAGUAGAAGAGUGGUCGAUUGACUUUAUAAAUCCCAGUCCUGUCUGCGUGAUUCACAACAAUCAAUGCGCCGCACCCAAAUUCCGUUCGGUGCCCGAUUCCAAAAAGAUUGAAUUCGAAACCGAUCACGAGGAUCUGAUUGCCACCAAUAAACCACACUAUGCCGUCAUGGAUGAGCGUGUGAAACUCAUAUUUUUGGAUAGCCGCCAGAAUGGUUCAAUUGUCGUUGAAUCCAAGGUUGCUGACCCGGGACGUUAUGUCAUCCUGGUGAAGUACUAUCAGCCCUAUCAUCCCAAGUAUCAGGUGCUCUACACUCUGACUGCUGGCAAGAAUCAAUACGAUGGCAAGUUCGAUAUCAAACAUUGCCCCUCCAGCUCUGGUUGUCGUGGUGUCAUUCGUCCCACUGGCGAUGACAUGUGGUUCGAUAUUGAGGAUGACUUUAAGUUUACACUGACGAACCCACGCCCUCUUGGUGUUUGGCUGGACUACUUGGUGGUGGUGCCAUUGGAGCAGUACAACGACGAUCUGCUGGUGGAGGAGACCUUUGAUCAGACCAAGGAGUUUAUCAAGAACUGUGGGCAGGAUCAUUUCCACAUCACGCACAAUGCCAGCCAAUUCUGUCAGAAUGCUGUCUUCUCGCUGACAGCGGAUUACAACAGCGGUGCCUUGCCUUGCAACUGUGACUACGAGGGAUCCACCAGUUUCGAGUGUCAUCCAUUUGGUGGUCAGUGCCAGUGCCGCAAGAAUGUCAUUGGACGCCAGUGCACGGCUUGUCGUCCUGGCUUUUUCGGCUUCCCUGAUUGCAAAAUGUGUGAUUGCCCGAGCAUUGCCAUGUGCGAGCCCAACACUGGAGAAUGUCAGUGUCCCACCAAUGUCAUAGGCGCUCUAUGCGACAAAUGUGCGCCCAACACUUACGGCUUCCAUCAGGUGAUUGGUUGCGAGGAGUGUAACUGCAACUACAUGGGUAUUGCCAACGGCAAUCAGCAGUGCGACAUGUUCAACGGAUCCUGUUCGUGCCGUGACAACAUCGUUGGCCGCGCUUGCGAUGGUUGUGCCAAUGGUUUCUACGAGUUUCCCAGAUGUAGCAUGUGCAGCUGCCAUCAACCCGGUACCGAACUGGAGGUGUGCGACAAGAUCGACGGCAGAUGUUUCUGCAAGAAGAAUGUGGUUGGCAGAGACUGUGACCAGUGCGUCGAGGGUACUUACAAUUUGCAGGACAGCAAUCCCGAGGGUUGUACCACUUGCUUCUGCUUUGGCAAGACCUCACGUUGUGACAAUGCUUAUUUGCGUGUCUACAAUGUCAGCCUGAUGAAACGGGUUUCCAUCAAUUCGGCAGACUUCCAAGAAAACACGAUUGAUUUCGAAGUGUGGGAUGUAAAGCCCGAGGAUUUGAUGUUGAAUGAGACGACGCUGCAAGCGGACUUCACGAGUCGCGAGGUGAACGAUCAACGUGUCGCCUACUUUGGCAUGCUAGACUAUCUGCUCAAUCAGAACAGUCAUAUCUCUGCCUAUGGCGGCGAUCUUGCUUACACACUAUACUUUACCUCCGGCUUUGUGGGCAAAGCAAUUGUGGCUCCCGAUGUUAUUCUGUUGAGCAAAAAUCAAGUGCUCGUGCAUCAGAGUUACGAGCAGCCCAGCAGCAAUUUGGUAUUUAAGAAUCGCCUGGAAAUGAUUGAGAGCAAUUUCAUGACCCAGACCGGUAAGCCUGUGAGUCGUGCCGAUUUUAUGAUGGCUCUACGCGACCUAGAAGCGAUUUUGAUACGUGCCAAUUACUGGGAACAAACGCUGAACACACGGCUCUCCGAUGUCUAUCUGACGCUGGCCGAUGAGGACACCGAUGGCGAGGGCGCGUAUAGUUUGCUACCCGUAGAGCAUUGUCACUGCCCGCCCGGGUACAGAGGACACUCGUGCGAGGACUGUGCCCCCGGCUAUCAUCGCGUGGACAACGGACCCUAUGGCGGUUACUGUGUGCCCUGCGAGUGUAACGGUCAUGCCGAGACCUGCGAUUGUGCCACUGGAAUCUGCACCAAUUGCACGGACAAUACACGCGGCGAUCACUGUGAACAAUGCAAUGUUGGGUAUUAUGGUAAUGCCACUCACGGUACACGACACGAUUGUAUGAUCUGCGCCUGUCCGCUGCCCAUCGACUCGAAUAACUUUGCCACCAGUUGCGAGAUCUCCGAGUCGGGCAAUGAAAUCCAUUGCGAGUGCUUGCCGGGUUACACGGGACCGCGCUGUGAGUCGUGUGCGAAUGGUUUCUACGGUUCUCCCGAGACUGCUGGCGAUGUCUGUAAACCGUGCGAAUGCUCGGGCAACAUUAAUCCUGCGGAGCAAGGAUCUUGCGAUACACGCACUGGCGAAUGUCUGCGCUGCUUGAACAACACCUUUGGCAUGGCUUGCAAUCUGUGUGCUCCUGGCUUCUAUGGCGAUGCCAUCAAGCUGAAGAAUUGCCAAUCUUGUGAUUGCGAUGAGAUGGGCACCCUAGAGUGCGAUCCCUAUGAGGGCAAAUGCAGGUGCCACGAGAAUGUCAUUGGAGAGCGUUGUGAUCAGUGCAAACCCGAUCAUUAUGGCUUUGAUUCUGGCGUUGGGUGCCGCUCUUGUGACUGCGGUGCUGCCUCCAAUUCGACGCAGUGCGACCAACACACCGGACACUGUCUGUGCAAACCUGGCGUCACGGGUCGCCAAUGCGAUCGCUGUGCCGUCGAUCACUGGAAAUACGAGAAGGAAGGCUGCUCGCCUUGUAACUGCAACCAGGGCUACUCCCGCGCCGGCACCGGCUGUAAUCCGCAGACGGGACAAUGUGUCUGUCUGCCCGGUGUCAUUGGCGAUCGCUGUGAGGCGUGUCCCAAUCGCUGGGUGCUCACCGAGGACGGUUGCAUGGAGUGCAACAAUUGCCAUCAUGCGCUGCUCGAUGUGACCGAUCGUCUGCGCGAUCAAAUCGAUGGCGUACUCCAGGACUUCGAGACCGUGACAAUGGCAUUCUUUACCACACAGAAGCUCAACUAUUACGAUGUGCUGGCCGAUGAGUUGGCACCCAAGGUGACGAAUCUGGAUCCCAACAGUGUGAAUCUGGCGCCAUCGCGUGAAUUGAACAGCGAACUGGAAGCAGCCAGCAAGGCUUACGCCAAGCAGGUGAAUCAAACGCUCAGCAAUGCGUUGGAUAUACGACAACGAUCAGGAGUGCUCCUGACCAAUGUUUCAACCGUGCAUUUGGAUGCCUUGGAUAGCGUGAAUCAAGCACGAGAAGCCAUUGCUGCUGUGGAUGCACUAUCUCAAAAUCUGGAGGCGACGGCAACCACAAAGAGCGGAGCUGCCUUGGAGGAAGCACAGCACAUACUUGACAAGAUCAAUGGCACACAAAUUGAGCUGCAAUCCAAUGAGCUUGUGCUCGACAAAGCGCGUGAAUUGUACGAUGAGGUUGACAAACUGGUCGAACCCAUUAAGCUACAGAAUCGCAGCCUGAAUGCGCUGAAGGACGACAUUGGUGAGUUCAGUGAUAAACUGGAGGAUCUCUUCAGCUGGAGCGAAGAAGCGCAAAAGCAGUCGAGCGAUGUGGAACGUCUGAAUGUGGCCAAUCGCAAGGCCUACGACAACUCCAAGUUCGAUACGGUGUCGGAGCAGCAACAGGAGGCUGGCAAAAACAUUUUGGAAGCCGGAAACUAUUUGAUCAAUGGCGAACUGACGCUCAAUCAGAUUGCCAGCAAGCUGGAGGAUUUACGCGGCGCUCUCCAGGAACUCAAGGAAGUCAACAAGGGUGUGGACGAGUAUUUGCCCGCAGUCGAUAAUCAGCACAAUGAGGCCGACGAACUCACCAUGCAGGCGGAACUACGCGCCGCCGAAUUGAGUGCAAGUGCCGCCAACUUGGCCAAUCAAUACACGGAUAUGACCGCCCAUGCGGAGCCAGCGAUCCAGGCAUCUACCGCGUACUCAGACAUUGAGGAAGCCGUCGAGGCUGCCAAGGAGUUGAGCCUGAAUGCGGCCAACGCCGCUGAGAAUGCUGUAAAGAUUCAGAAUGGCAUUGAGGAGCGAGCAGGUACAUCGGACAAGGAAUCCGCCGAGUUAUUGCAGAAGGCACGUCAAUCGCUGCGCAAGGUACAGGAUUAUCUGGAGCCACGCCUUAAUGGCUCAGCGGGCAAGGUGCAGGAGAUUUCGCAGUUAAAUGCCGCCACCGAAGAGCAGGUGAAGGACAUUAACAUUUUGCUACGCAAGCUGUCCAACGAGACACAACGUGACAUGUGGAAGACUUCAGAUACGAAUGCUGGCGAUGCGCUGGAGAUACUGCAAAAUGUGCUCGAGACGCUGAAACCUGUGAGCGGACAAACACCCAAGGAACUCGACAAGGCACGCAACAUUAGUCGCGAUGUGGACAUUACCAACAAGGACGUUUCGCAGGCCAAUAAUCAGCUGGAUAGCGUUGAGGUGGCUGUGCCCAAGCUUACCGAACUGGCCAACGAUAUUGAGGAGCAACAGCAACAUGUCAGCGAGCAGAGCCAACGGCUUGGUCAAGAUAUUGAGCAUCUGAAGCGACAGAUUGAAACCGCACGACGCAUUGCCAACAACAUCAAUGUGGGUGUCAGGUUUACGCCUAGCACAGUGCUUGAGUUGAAGACCCCCGAGAAGGCUCCGCUGCUGGCUACAAAGACAAAGCUCUCGACAUAUUUCAGGACGAACGAGCCCAACGGUUUCCUCUUGUAUCUGGGCAAUGACAACAAGACCAGCCAGAAGAACAAUGAUUUCGUUGCUCUGGAGAUUGUCAAUGGAUAUCCAAUUGCUACCAUUGAUUUGGGCAAUGGUCCCGAGCGCAUCACAAGUGAUAAACAUGUCGCCAAUGGUCAAUGGUAUCAGGCCAUCUUCGAUCGCGUCGGUUCUAAUGCCAAGCUCACCAUACGCGAACAGUUGCCCAAUGGCGAGAUUGUCGAUCACAAGAACGCCAACGUUUUGGAGGGUGCCAACAAUGUGCUGCAUGUUGAUCGCAAUAGUCGCCUGUUUGUCGGCGGUUAUCCGGGACCUUCGGACUUUACCGCACCCGAUGACAUACGCGCCAGUUCGUUCCAGGGUGAUAUUGAGGAUUUGCGCAUUGGUGACGAGAGUAUUGGUCUUUGGAACUUUGUGUAUGGCGAGGAGAAUAAACAGGGCGCCGAUGAACGUGCAGUGUUGGUCGAGGAAAAAGCACCCGUCACCGGUUUGCGCUUCAAGGGCAAUGGUUUCGUGCAAUUGAAGGCAACGCCCUAUAAUUUGAAGUCACGUUCGAGCAUUCAGUUCAAGUUCAAGGCGGCCAAGGAUGCAAGCAAUGGUCUGUUGUUCUUCUAUGGUCGCAAUAAACAUUUCAUGUCCAUUGAGAUGGUCGAUGGUGCCAUCUUCUUCCGCUUCAAGCUGGGCAAUGGCAUGGUCUCUUCGGGCAGCCAGGAUCGUUAUAAUGACAAUAAAUGGCAUCAUGUUGUCGCCGAGCGUGAUGGUCGCCAAGGUCUACUCAAGGUCGAUAAUGUGUUACUCUUCCACGACAAGGCGCCAGCGGAUGCUGAUGCCGAGAUGCCCAAGCUGCAGCGCAUGUACUUCGGUGGUUAUCCUGGACGUCGCAAUCAUUCGGAUAUUGUUGAGCAAAACUUUGACGGUUGCAUCGAUGAAGUAUCCAUCACUGGUUAUCGCGUGGAUCUUACUCAGUAUGUCAAUGGCACCGGUUUCGUUGAGGGUUGUCCCGACAAGUACUCCACCUCGUUGUCUUAUGCCCCGCAUGAUUAUGGCUUCCUGCGCAUCGCAAAUGUGUCAUCGGAGAACAAGUUCGAUGUGGUGUUGCGCUUCAAGACCAAACAGCCAAAUGGUGUGCUCUUCUAUGCCGCCAAUCAUGAUCAAAGCUCCACAAUUGGCUUAACACUGAAUGAUGGCUAUCUCACGUUGAACAGCAUGGGCAGCGAGUUGGUUGUGACCGAGCGGCAGUUCGAUGACGGCGAGGAUCAUGUGGUCACUGUGCAUCACGAUGCCCAACAGCUGCGAUUGUCUGUUGACGAUGCACAGGACGCGCGGCUGCCUGAAAUUCCAGCACCCCUGGAGAUCCGAGGAGGUGACAUCUUCUUUGGCGGUCUGCCCGACAACUAUAUACCACCUAAGAGCGCUAUCUCAACGCUGGCCUACUAUGUGGGUUGCAUCAACGAUGUUACCGUCAACGGCGAGAUCAUUAACUUUGCGGACAGCGCGGAGCGCAAGAACGGCAACAUCAACGGUUGUCCACAGGACAUUCUAGCCUACGAGACUAGCUUGCUGCCCACCUACUAUCCCUCGGGUGCCAAUGAAUUGGAGCCGCCAUCGCCAGCUAAGGUUCCCACCAACGUUUUUGUGGCACCCACAACAACGACAACAACAACCACUGCAGCACCCACAACAACCACAACAACGUCAACCACAACUACCACCACCACCACAACAACCACAACAGCCGCACCGCCAGUUGUGAUUCCCGAGGAGAAACCACUGCCACCGCUGGGACCACCGACAACACAGCGUACGCUGGUGACAAAGCCACGUCCAGAGCCCAAUUUGCCAACGGAUCAGCGCUGCAAACUGCCGGUGAAUCCCAACUAUGAUGUGGACUUUGUCGAGGCUGGCUAUCGCUUCUAUACACUGCAGGAUCAGCGUCUCGAAUUCAAUUCGCUGCCCGUCAAGGUGCGCAAGCACUACGACAUUAGCAUCUCGGUGCGCACCAACUAUCCGAAUGGUGUGCUCUUCUAUGCUCCUGGCCAGGAGGCUGGUGACUUUAUUGUCGUCUAUCUGCUCGAUGGUUAUGUGUAUCAUCAUGUGCAUGUGGGCGCCACCAUUGACGCCAAGAUCGUCAGCGAGGAGGACAUCAUUGAUGGCAACUGGCAUACGGUUGAGUUUAUGCGCACCAAUCACAGAAUAAGUUUGUCCAUCGAUGGCAAGGAGCAGGCAGGUGCUGUUGAGCUGAACGGCGAUCGUCAGCCGCCAACCUUCAAUGUGGUCUUCCCCAUCUAUGUGGGCGGUUAUACCAAAUAUGUGGAGCGCGAUAUCAAAUCGAUUACAACGCUAUCCGGAUCCACAUCCUAUUACAAUGGCUGCCUGCGAGACAUCAAGUUCAAUGGCAAGGCUUUGGAAACGGAGCCCAUGGUGCAUGAUGUUGUGCCCUGCACGGAUCAAGUGGAGAGCGGUGUGUUCUUCCACAAGCCCACGGGUUUUGUGAAGCUCUUUGAGCGCUUCUCCGUUGGCUCCGAGAUACUGAUCAACUUUGACUUCCGACCACGUGAACCAGACGGUUUGCUCUUCUCGGUGCACGGCAAGAAUUCGUAUUUGAUUCUGGAGCUGGUGGACAACACGUUGUUCUUUACAGUCAAGUCGGAUACCAAGAAUGUGGUGGUGGCCAACUACACACUGAAUGACAACGCCAGCUUCUGUGAUGGCAAGUGGCGUAAUGUUCAGGCCAUCAAGUCCAAGUUUGUCAUCACGAUUGCCGUUGACUACGUCAGCUCGCAGCCAGGUGUUGGCAACGAGGGAUCCGCGGUGACCAAGACGAAUCGUCCACUGUUCAUGGGCGGUCAUCAUGCGUUCCAGAAGGCGCCAGGCAUUAAGACUAAGAAGACAUUCAAGGGCUGCAUUGCCAAUGUCCAAAUCAACAAGAAGCCUGUUGUCAUUACGCCCAAUCUCAUCUUUGGCGACAUCUGGCACGGAAGUUGCCCCAUAAACUAAGUUACCGAAGAUGAUUCCCACGGACAAACGAGACAACGAUUACCCCAUAUGGAAAGUUAACAAAACGUGGAGCGAUGACAACAUUCGAUUACGAUUGAAGGACAACGAGAAACGAACAAAUCCCACUACGAACAAUUAACUCGACGAACUGUCCUCUAAACUGAAAGUUCUAUCAAUUGUUUGAGCUUUCGGUAAAGCUGCUCGUCGUACAAUUAUAUACUAUAUCUAAGUCCAAAACUUGUGCCAAUUUAUAAAAUCUACAGAUUUGUAAUCAUAUCAAAUAUAAUUUUUUGAAAACUUGUCUUGAAUAAAUGUGAAAGUAAAGUAAAGUACA